UCAAAGAUGCUCAACAACCACUGAGCAAGACAUUAUCUUGUGUAUCGCAAGUUUCCCAAAUCCAAGAACAGGGGAGGGGAAAAAGUCUAGGAAGAACUCGGAGCGCGUGUUUCCUGACAGAUUUUUCUAAGGGCUUUAUCAACAAAUGUGGCUUCUUGGAUCAACUUCCCAAGUGGUGAUGAUGGAUGAGCGCACGUCUUCCUCCACGCGCUCCGUCCAGUGUCCUGGGAACAACUCGUCUACGAUCCACAGCAUAGAGGCCAUACUGGGAUUUAAAGAGGACACCAUCUUCCACAAAUCAGCCUCCUACAGCGUGUCAGAAAAAGUUCUGGUCAAAGAUCCAGAGCGCAGCGGGAAUGUGAUUGUGAGCCAAAUGAAGAAGAAUCAUUACUCAGACAGUUGUGACAGUGUGUGUUGCGGCAGCAGCACCGGUGAAGCCUCUUUGUGUCCAGACUCGCCGGACAGAGACGGAAAACUGUCCGAUGACGAAAACCAGAAGAAGAAACAUCGGCGGAACCGGACCACCUUCACCACCUUCCAGCUCCACGAACUGGAGCAGGCUUUCGAGAAGUCCCACUACCCGGAUGUGUACAGCAGAGAGGAGCUGGCCCUGAAGGUUAACCUGCCGGAGGUCCGAGUGCAGGUGUGGUUCCAAAAUCGGAGGGCCAAGUGGCGUCGUCAAGAGAAGCUGGAGGUGAGCUCCAUCAAGCUGCAGGACACCCCCUCUGCCUCUCUGCUCUCCUUCAGCCGCUCUCCCACCAGCUCCCUGGGUUCUGGCUUUCAACUAGACCCCUGGCUCUCCAGCCCGAUCACCACCUCCGCUUCCCUGCAGUCCCUUCCAGGCUUCAUCAGCAGCGCACAGAACCUUCCGGGCACUUAUGCUCCUUCUCCUCCCCCUUCCAUGCCCUCUUCUUUGCCGGCCUCUUUAUUCAGCUCCUCAACCCUGGGACACAACCCUCACCUGCCCCACAUCGGCUCUAUGUGCCCCCCGGCCCCGGCAUACCAGUGCUCCGCUGACCCGAGGAACUCCAGUAUUGCCUCAUUGAGGAUGAAGGCCAAGGAACACAUUCAGUCUAUUGGGAAGACGUGGUGAUGCUAAGUGGAAAGUUUUUGGACAUUAGGACCCAGAAAUCCCCCUGCUGACUUUUUUGCAUGCUACACCUUCCUGCAGAUGGGAUUGUAAAUGGAAAUUUUUAAAAGCGAUGACUACCGUUACCCUCCAGGAUUCAAGACUUCAUCCUCAUUAACACAAGAUUUCCUGAAAAGCUGUGAAAUACCUGUAAAGUAUGACUCUUAUGAAAUUACUUGUUGUAUUUGGUGUUUUUCUUCACUUCUAUCAUCUCUGUAAAUUUUUUCUGUGAAUCUUAGCAUUCAGUCAGCCCUGUCCCAUCCUUAAUGCAGUGUUAUGUUGCCAAUUUCACUAAAUCAUUCCAUGGGUGGAAUCUGUAUUCCAUCUGUAUCUGUUUAUUCUGCUCAUAUACGGUGGAGAAUUAUUCACUUUGGGUCAGAUUCUUGGUCUUUUUCAUAAAAAAAUGUA
Messenger RNA from Melanotaenia boesemani (Boeseman's rainbowfish), 1537 nucleotides. RefSeq names its product retinal homeobox gene 3 (gene rax). Lineage: Eukaryota; Metazoa; Chordata; Actinopteri; Atheriniformes; Melanotaeniidae. Gene Ontology annotation, biological process: positive regulation of transcription by RNA polymerase II. Gene Ontology annotation, molecular function: RNA polymerase II cis-regulatory region sequence-specific DNA binding; DNA-binding transcription factor activity, RNA polymerase II-specific. The transcript is spliced from 3 exons. The record is from RefSeq and is a predicted model, not a curated record. The coding region runs from base 146 to 1093 and encodes 315 amino acids.